AUGGCUUGGAAUGGUGACGUCUGUCGCUUCGAAAUUGAUUCGAGCGGUCAAUGCCCCCUCGGCCUCACCCAGGUCGGCAAGUACUGCCAAAAGCAAGUGGCGAUGAUUCCCCAAUGUCCCCCUGGCGCGAAAUUGGAUGGUAACCGCUGUAUUCUAACGGAGCUCCCUGAAUGUCCUCCUGGUUUAACAUUCUCUGGAGAAAAUUGCAUUUCUACCGUCGAAAUUAGCUGCCCUCCUGGAACUAAGUUCGAGAAGGGUAUUUGUUUGAGCGUCUCCCCGCCGAUUUGUGAGGAAGGGUUCAUUUUCGAUGGAGCUAACUGCGUCUCCACAACCCAUACUCCCACAUGUGCUGAGGAGGGCAACACCCUAGAUGGGGAGGACUGCGUCACACCACACAUCCCAACCUGCCCUGAAGAUACAACAUUCGAUGGUACCCAUUGUGUUUCUACCAGCACUCCUUCCUGUCCGUCCGGCUCUAUCCAUAACGGCAAGGGUGACUGUCUUACGAGCUCCGUCCCUCAAUGUGCUCCAGGGUCUACUUUGGUUGCUGGCGGCUGCAUUGUUGGGAUUCCCACCUGCCCCAAGGGCACGGUUUGGGACUCCAAGCAGUGCAUUAGCCCCAAGGACCCGGAGUGUCCACCAGAGCACAAGUGGAGCAGUGGAGCAAUGGCAAGUGUAUCAACCUGCAAGCCGGAGUGUGCUCCAGGAACCACCUUCAACGGUCAGGAAUGUGUGGGAGAAGUCCCCAACUGUCCUGAAAAACUUAUAUUUGACGGAGAGGAGUGUGCCCAUCCUGAGGAACCUGCCUGUCCCACUGGAAUGAAGUUCAACGGCAAGAAGUGUGUAGCGCAGAGGCCGCCUGCUUGCCAACCUGGUACCGUCUUCGACAAGAAGACGAAGGAGUGUGUGGCUAUUGAGCCACCUCAGUGCCCCCCUGGUCAGGUCUUCAAUGGCAAGAACUGUGCCCUGGCAUCUGGAGGCUGUAUGAACUUCGAGUAUUGCCCUGCGCUAGGCGGUCUGUCCACGGGUGGUCUUUCUACAGGUGGUCCUUCUACAGGAGAGUCGGGAUGUCCAGAGGGCACUGUGUAUGAUAAGUACACUGGCAUGUGUGCGGGUUGGUGA
This is a messenger RNA of Aspergillus nomiae NRRL 13137, 1122 nucleotides long. RefSeq lists its product as uncharacterized. The record is from RefSeq and is a predicted model, not a curated record. The transcript is spliced from 2 exons. Bases 1 to 1122 code for a protein of 373 amino acids. NCBI's taxonomy places the organism in Eukaryota, Fungi, Ascomycota, Eurotiomycetes, Eurotiales, Aspergillaceae.